This is a messenger RNA of Tuber aestivum (summer truffle), 2353 nucleotides long. NCBI's taxonomy places the organism in Eukaryota, Fungi, Ascomycota, Pezizomycetes, Pezizales, Tuberaceae. The record is from the annotation of a GenBank genome assembly.
GCCCGCUAUGCUCCAUUUGCCUUGCACAUAUGCACAGUCCGGUACAGUACUCGAGUACAAGUACAAGUACAGGUACAUACGGCAACCAGAUAUUUCUGAAUGCGGUGUCACCGUACAAUCCGGCUCUCCGGUUAAUUUUUUUACGAGCCAGGGUCCAGCCCGAAUGCCCUAACGGCACUUAUAGGGAACUUUCGGCGCCUUUCUAUAAUAUAAAAGAGGCUGGAAGGAUACCGGUAGAGCAUGAGUACGAGUAGAUUAGCACCCUCUACGGAGCAACCAACAUCUCCCAGCACGGUAUGGCGUUUGCGGAUUACGACAAGAUCGUUCUCUUUGGAGACUCCAUCACUGAGCAGUCAUACGACCAGGCGAGGCAAGUUUCGACACUCAAGAGUGAUAUCGGAUUCCGUGAAGCUGAUGAUAGCUCGUGUGGAUCAGAGGAUUUGGAUUUGGUGCCGCUCUUACAGAUGGUAAGUGCCGAUCUGAUGUUGUCUAGAGCUUCCCCCUACCCAGGUUGACCCAUUUUUCUACUUGUAGUCUAUAGACGAAAAAUUGAAGUGGUCGGCAGAGGAUUCAGGUUCGUUUAGCGCCACAUACGAGUGGGAUACCGGUACUGGUACCUAAAUGGUGACUGUCGGAUUUCGCUGAGAUUUAAUCCGCGAUUCCCGGGAUACCGUAUCAUGUAGCGGGUACAACACUCUUCAUGCAUUAGAGCUUAUCCCGAAGAUCAUUCCUCCACCCACCGCAACUUCAAGGAUAAGACUCAUUGUGCGUUUCCUCCAUUCUUUCGGUUGCAAUACUUGAGGACACUCCCGAGGCAUUUUCUGAUCAUUGAGGGUUAGACCGUCUUCUUUGGCCCAAAUGAUGCUACACUUCCCGAUAGGUCGCAACAUGUUCCCCUUGACCAGUACUCCGAAAACCUGAAGAGGAUCAUAAACCAUCCUCUCCUAGUGGCCCACAGCCCAAGAAUCAUUCUCAUUACCCCUCCUCCAAUCUGUGAAUACCGCACACAAGACAGUGGUCUUGAGAAAGGAAUUUUGGGCAUACAGAGACUAGCCGCUAAUACGAAAAAGUACGCCGACGCAGCGCUAGAAGUCGGGAAGGCUCUCGGUAUCCCUACCGUAAACCUCUGGGAGGCCUUCAUGCAGUAUGCUGGGGGGUGGGAGGAGGGAAGCCCACUCCCCGGAUCAAAGGAGCUCCCAAGGAAUGAGAAAUUGGGAGAGCUUCUCAGGGACGGUAAGCGUUUCUACCCAUGACUUGCCGGAAGGAUUAUAGGAGAGGCCGAGGAUAGCUCAUCCCGUGCCUGAUCGACUUGCUGGGCCCGACUGAGGUGGGGAAAAUUGUAAUGGAAUAUUGAGGCUGAUCGGACUCCUUAGGACUUCACUUCGAGCCGAAGGGGUUGGUGCAUCACAAUCUAGACUGGACUGUGACCACAAUAUGGUAUCCCGCUAACACCUUGCUCAGGUACCGGAUUUUGUAUGACCUAGUCUUAGAGACCAUCCGGGAAAACACUCCUGAGCUUGACCCCGAGAACCUGGAAUUCGUAUUCCCGCACCACGAGAAGGCUCCAAAGUCCAAUUUCUAUACCUAUGGCCAGGCUUGAUGCAUGGUCGCUUCACAGCCAAUUAGCAUACCGGUAUGCGGGAGAGAUUCUGGAUAGGAUGGAACCUGUAUCGCUAAUAUCAGCCCCAGCUACCAGCAGUGGUUAGUCGAUGCUAGAGCGAGUGGUUAGCUAAGAAGGCCAUUAUUACCCAAUAACACGGGGGUUGUAGAUACAAUUACUAUGCCGUUAACCAGUUGUAGUGUAGACGUGCACAUUCAAGCAUCGCAUUCCAAGUGAAAUUUGCUAUUGCGACCACUAGUGCAGCAGAUGUCCUAUCAUACCGGUAUUAUUACUGCAGUAAAAUCCAAACACUAUUGAGCAUCGGUGGACUGGUGCGCAUUGUAUGAUAUACGGUAAUCUCAGACUUUAUGCCUCCCCGGACUGGACCGCGGCUCAGAGUAAUGCUGCCACGCCGCUCAUUACCCUGCGCGCGGCUCUCACUGUGUACCGGUAUGUCAAGUUACUAUCCUCGAUCCGAGGCACUCAUGUCAAUAAUUCUCGCAAUUAGGGGACAAUACGGUAAGUCAAUCCGCCGGUACACCGCUGGCUUAGUAGGAAGUUCCAGCGCAUACAAACGCAGCAACCCUAUGGAACCCCCCCGUCACGACCCGUGCAUGUAGGAGCAGGGUUCGCAAGGCAAAAAUAUAUUCAGUACCUUCCCCAGAGUCGAUUUUGCAUCUUAUUUCAUCCCAAGAUCAGACUUGCGGUGAAGCAGUCCCAGUGUUUUAUGUUUGGUCCGCACGCGUUAAAGUU